UCAUUCCUUCUUGCGGCGCGGCCGUGCGGGUGUUGACGGCAACGCGACGCAACCAACACCCCCACCCCGGUAGCGCGCGGCUGCGCACGCACGGCGACUACUACUACUACUCGGCGAGCUCGUGACGUGACGUCGUGAGCCACGACCACGAGGGACGAAGAGACGGCCAUGUGAGCUUGUGUUGUGUGUUGGCCCCCACUAGGAGCAAGCAAAGCGAGGCACAGAUCGGAGGGAAAGAGGGGGAAAAAAAUCUCCGAGCUCUCUUGGAAGCUAUAGCCCCCCCGAUCCGCGGGGGAGAGGGCCCGAUCGGAUCCUUGGGAAUGGCGACGUCGGCGGCGGAGGAGGAGGCGGUGCCUGUGGCGGAGGCGCGGGCGCAGGCCGAGAAGCGCGCUGCGGCGGAGGAUGGCGAGGGGGCGGAGGCGGAGGAGGAGGGGAACGAGAUGCCCGAGCCGAAGCGGCGGCGCGCGUGCGUGGCGGCGCUCGAGGGCGUGCGACGCGCCGCGGCGGACGCGGCCGAAGAGAACGGCGACGGCGGCGGCGGCGGCGCGGGCGGGCCUGCGGCGGACGGGGGGUCGUCGUUCUCGUUCCACGCGCGCAGCUUCUCCGGGGUGGAGACGACGCCCAAAUUCGGGUCCUUCAACCCCGCCGACGACCUCCUCGUCGCCUUCCAGCUCAAGCCUCCGCCUCCCCCGAUGGAUGCGCCGGCGAAGGAGGAGCCCCCCGCCGCCGCCGCCGGCGACGACGACGACGAGGAGGAGCACGAAGCAACAGCUGAGGAGGGCAAUGACGGGAUUUCACAACAGCUUGGGGUAGUAGACCAGUGAAGUGCUCAAGUGAGCGACGGUUUUGACUUGGUGCGACUUCGCUUCUCCGUUAGGCACUGUACUCCUACUUUGAUAACGGUAGCUUUUGAUUUGUGUAGUAGUAAUCUUGUACUACUAUCUCAUCGUGUCAAUGCCUCAGUGGUUCUGUGUUGUGUUGUACAAUCCGAUUCCUAAUGAUAAGAUUAGCGAAUAAUAAAAAUGAUUUUUGCUGGUGUAA
Messenger RNA from Oryza sativa Japonica Group (Japanese rice), 1041 nucleotides. RefSeq lists its product as uncharacterized. The record is from RefSeq and is a predicted model, not a curated record. Lineage: Eukaryota; Viridiplantae; Streptophyta; Magnoliopsida; Poales; Poaceae.